This is a messenger RNA of Dipodomys ordii (Ord's kangaroo rat), 2809 nucleotides long. It is a transcript of the gene Mfap3l, whose product is annotated as microfibrillar-associated protein 3-like. Bases 127 to 1350 code for a protein of 407 amino acids. The record is from RefSeq and is a predicted model, not a curated record. NCBI's taxonomy places the organism in Eukaryota, Metazoa, Chordata, Mammalia, Rodentia, Heteromyidae. The transcript has 2 exons.
CUUAGUCAAGCACCACCUCCAUGGAUCCAGGACAGGUUUGUCCCAUGGCCUGCUCUGAACAGUGUGUUUUCUGAUAGAAGAUUCCAUUGGCAAACCAUCUAUUGCCUUACCGAACAAGCUAAGAAGAUGGAUCUGUUGAAGAACCAUCUGACUGUGUGCUUUCUACCUUCUGUGCCCUUUCUAAUCCUAGUGUCCACUCUAGCAACUGCUAAGAGUGUCGGUAACAGCACUUUAAAUGGCACUGACGCGGUCUUGGGCUCUGUGCCCGUAAUCAUUGCCAGAACUGACCAUAUCAUAGUCAAGGAAGGGAACAGUGCCUUGAUUAAUUGUAGUGUUUAUGGCAUCCCUGACCCGCAGUUUAAGUGGUAUAAUUCCAUUGGCAAGCUGCUGAAAGAAGACAGUGAGAAGGAAAAAGGAGGAAAAUGGCAAAUGAUCGACGGUGGUCUCCUGAACAUCACCAAGGUGUCUUUCUCUGACCGAGGUAAAUACACGUGCGUGGCUUCUAAUGUCUAUGGUACUGUGAACAACACAGUGACGCUGAGAGUCAUUUUCACCUCCGGAGACAUGGGUGUCUACUACAUGGUCGUCUGCCUCGUGGCCUUCACCAUCGUCAUGAUCCUCAACAUCACCCGCCUGUGUAUGAUGAGCAGCCACCUGAAGAAGACCGAGAAAGCCAUCAACGAGUUCUUUCGGACAGAAGGUGCAGAGAAGCUGCAAAAGGCCUUUGAGAUCGCCAAACGCAUCCCCAUCAUCACCUCAGCCAAAACGCUAGAGCUUGCCAAAGUGACCCAGUUCAAGACCAUGGAAUUUGCCCGUUACAUUGAAGAGCUUGCCAGGAGUGUACCUCUUCCCCCUCUCAUUAUGAACUGCAGGACCAUCAUGGAGGAGAUCAUGGAAGUGGUUGGGCUGGAGGAGCAGGGGCAAAAUUUUGUGAGACACACCCCAGAAGGCCAGGAGGCCACGGACAGGGAUGAGGUGUACACCAUCCCCAACUCUCUGAAGCGAAGCGACUCUCCCACGGCCGACUCAGACGCCUCGUCACUGCACGAACAGCCCCAGCAGAUUGCCAUCAAGGUGUCUGUGCACCCCCAGGCCAAAAAAGAUCAUGUGGAUGACCAAGAGGGGGUACAGUUAGAGGGCAAAGAUGAAGAGGAGACGGAACCAUCGGCCGAACGUUCACCAGAAACUGGAGAGCCUUCCACAGACAUCACAUCCACUGAGCUCACAUCUGAAGAGCCCACGCCAGUGGAGGUAUUGGAUCGAGGACUGCCCCCAGCUCAGAUGGAGACAACAGAGCCAGCAGUGACAGAUGACAAAAACACCUGCAUUAUUUAUGAAAGCCAUGUCUAAUACCAACUCCGAAAAGCUAUGCAUAUCCAGAAAAUCAGGAGCUCUCCUUGUCAUACAGAUUAGUACGCACUUGCCGCUAAGCCUUACCAGGAGACUCUCAUCCCUUAGGUAGGAGUGAUGCCAUUUUCCAAGGGGAAAACACCUGCGUGCAGCUUACAUGACUGGAAUCUCCCCGGUAGAAAAGGAUGCGAGAAACAUCAGGGUGCAGAACUGAUAAUAUCGGACAGAAAGGAUCUGUCCGUGUGAUUUGAAUUUUAGAGGCCAUUCUCUGCCAAAUCCCUUAAUUGGUGAUGCCCUUUAGGCACAAAGUCCACUUACUGUAAGAGAUCCUGAGUUCAAGAGCCCUGUCCAAUGCACACCGCAUUGCUUUUCCUUUUAAAAAUUAUAGGUCUGUUACCAUAGCAAAUGCACGUACAUGGGUUUGUUGCACUUUUCUUCUCAGUUUAAAUUAGCUUCACUGUUCCUUUACAAUGGGAUAGUUGUUAUGAUAGUAAUACUUAAUUGAUCUUUCUGAUUUAUCUUCUUUGCCGUUUUUGUCCUUCGUUUUCCUUAGAAACUUACCUCAUGGGCUUUUUGAUAUCAGCCUCCCCGAGUUCCAGGGCUGAUAGCUAGAAGUCAUUUGUAAUCUUCCGAAGUAGUUUCUAUGCUCCUUGAUUCUGGUGUUGGCUUUGCUUUUCAUUCUCCAGGUCUAUUUUCAUACAGUACUGUUGCUUUUUUUUUUUAAGUUCCCCACUGAAGCUGCUGUUGUGAAACUGAGAAAACCUUUGCCCCAGAAUAGCACUUUAAUAGUCAAAUAAAAAUGUGUUUACUUGUCCAGUUCUAAGAGCCUUUUGGUGAACUCAGCUACGGUGUGGAGGAAGGAUUAAAGUUUGAAAGUACACCCUGCACUCCUAUAAAAGGAUGGUUUACAUUUAAGUAACAUCAUUCCUACAGUUGUAGCUAUCAGCUUCCCAGAAGGGUUUGUCAGGACUAAUACACGUGAUAGGACAUCAGGAGAAGGAUCUGUACAGUACAUAACCAGGUCCACUUUUGUAACCUGCACAGCUGACUUACUGACCCUUGAAAGGCAGAGGGAAAGAUGAAGGUGAAGGCGUAGAGAACCAUGCCAUUAACUUUAUGCCAAAAUUGUUGAUGUAUGAAUUAGUCCCACAAGACAUCAGUAUAUGCAAGGCAGCGUGAUGUUACAGAACAAAGAUGAAGCUAGUCAUCCCGAGGUUUAGCGCCUACCUUACCGUGCCAAUAACCAGCUGCCUGGCUUUGGGCAAGUCUGUGCCUCCACUUCCCUCUAUGUAACAUGAAGCCCUCUAACAUCAUUAAACAGUCUCAGGCUCUCAGAGAGCCACAUCGAUAAGAUCAUCUCUGCUCUUUUUCACAGCUACUUUAAAGAUUUUUUUUCUUUCAUCUCUAGUUUCCUCCAAUAUUGUUACACUGCAUUGCUUACUCAAAGAGGUUCCGUUUU